GGUUGGCGAAGACAGGAAGCGAGGAUAAGCAUAUGGAAACUACUUUGCUCGAGAGCACUAUAUUGAGGAUUGGUUCGCUGCUGCGGGUUGGAUUCGGGCAAGCGGGCGCGCAGAUCAUCUGCAACAAUAUGAGUCAAGACAGUGGCAAUUCAAGCGGUUUGAAUAUGAUGUUGCCCGGCCGCCGAGUGGAAGGGGUCUACGCUUACUGUGACAUACGGCAAUUCGAUGAUACGGCGAAGUGCCUUCUCGAGGAAGUAGGAGCCGAAUUAGGCGCAUUUGAUACUAUGCAAAUGUGA
This is a messenger RNA of Perkinsus marinus ATCC 50983, 296 nucleotides long. RefSeq lists its product as hypothetical. The annotation marks the transcript as partial. The record is from RefSeq and is a predicted model, not a curated record. The transcript is spliced from 3 exons. NCBI's taxonomy places the organism in Eukaryota, Perkinsozoa, Perkinsida, Perkinsidae.